Wyeomyia smithii (pitcher-plant mosquito) is the source of this 1884-nucleotide messenger RNA. RefSeq lists its product as uncharacterized. Lineage: Eukaryota; Metazoa; Arthropoda; Insecta; Diptera; Culicidae. Bases 1 to 1884 code for a protein of 627 amino acids. The transcript has 5 exons. The record is from RefSeq and is a predicted model, not a curated record.
AUGGAGCGAUUGGAGCUUCUUGAUCCAACUACAAAUCAUUUCGAAACUUCCUACCAGCAGCUCAUCACACAUAUACUUUCAGCUUAUUUCAUCGGAGUCAACACAAUAUGUAUGAUUACCAACAACAUGCGGGGAAAUCUAGCGAUAAUUCCGUCAGGAUUGUCCUUUCCUAUAGUAUCGAUUGACGCAAUGCACACUAAUGGUAGUAACAUGAUACUUUCCGUAAUCGAACUCGGAUGUUAUAACUUCGUUGUGAAUCAUGAGGCAAUUGAAAGAUUCCUAGAUGAUUAUAUCGAUAUUCAUGACAGAGCAACGUACAGAAAUCCCAACAAAGCGGUAAUUUUCCUGUUAAACCAGCCGUACUCUAGUUCCUCAACUCUACUAAAUCAGCUUUCGAAACACUCAGCAUUGGAUGAAAUCAUAAAUUUGUUAAUACUACUACCAACCGAUCAAUUGCGGGCGAUUGAUUUUCUAACACAUAAUUACGCUACAAAUAGUAGACAAACUAGUGACCUUGUACUAUUGGAUUCGUACAACACUUAUAGUCGGAAAUUUCGAUACGGUCAAAAUUUAUUUCCGGAUAAAAUCUCCAACCUACAGGGUAGAGCAAUAAAAGUGGCCAGUUUCGCCUUUAUUCCCUUUGUAGCGUACGCAGAGGGCGAAUCAAGCUUUCCGACGGUACGCUCUCACGACAGAAUCCUUAAACUGGACGGUUUAGAUGGACAUUUACUGAGGGAUUUCUGUAGGAGCUAUAAUUGUACCAUCGAAAUGGUUAUAGACGAAGUGAACAUGUGGGGAGAUAUUUACGAUAAUAGGACAGGGCAAGGAAUCCUUGGGAACCUGGUCGAACGACGCGCGGAUAUUGGAUUGGCAGGGCUAAGCAACUGGCACCGAUAUUAUGCAUAUUUAACGUAUUCUGCCAAUAUUGACAGAGGAGGAAUAACGGUAAUCGUUCCAAGAGCUAGAACUGUCCAAUCAUGGAGAACAAUCCUGCUGGUCUUUCCCAAAUCUGUUUGGAUCCUAACGGCAGUGGUGUUUUGUGGUCUGGUGAUCAUCAGCUACUCACUUUACCGACCUAAAUUUGGUUUCCAAAAUGAACCUGACAUCGUUUGGAGUGCUUUCAAUAUGUUGUUAAUUUUUUUGAUGCGGUCUGCAAGCGUCGGAAAGCGAACUACUUCAGAAACGAUUUUGUCAGUCUCUCUACUAGCGUUCUCACUUCUUUUGGGUAACAUUUACAUCAGUAGAUUCUCAAGCUUGAUAACAAUGCCACCGCAAGGAACAUCCAUCAAUACUAUAUCCGAUUUGGCGGACAGUAAUCUUACCCUUCUACAGGUUCACGAAGCCUGGAUAUUCUCGCUGCUUCCUUCCACUAAUCCCGCUAUUGUGAAAAUACUAUCACGAUUUGAAACUUAUCCACCAGAAGAAUUGCAACGGUUAGCCGACAAAGGCAAUGUGGCAUUUUGUGUGGGUCGUCAACAAAACGGACACUUAGUUUUUGGCAGCUGGAUAACCCACUUCAACUCUCACAAGUACCAACUUUUGCUUGAAGAUUUAUACUUCGUGUUUCACGUGGCAAUGGCGACUAAAACUUGGCCAUUGAUGGAACAAUUCAAUAAGUUAACGAUGCGUACCUUCGACGCUGCACUUCGCUAUUAUGAGGAGUUAGUGGCGUAUAAUACAUAUUUGGAUCCGUAUCUCAACACCUUGUUCGAACAUGCCCGGCGAAGGACACCCAAACAGUCUAGAGCGGGAGAACUGAACGAUUUUAUUGGAGUAUUCAUCGGUUUUGGAUUCGGAGCGGCGUUUGCUGUCAUUGUAUUUGUAGCUGAGCUGCUAGUAGCCAAUUUUUGUGGACCUUGCGUCUUGACCAAAAAAUCCAAUUAA